Molecule: messenger RNA, 2349 nt
Organism: Acanthamoeba castellanii str. Neff
Lineage: Eukaryota; Discosea; Longamoebia; Acanthamoebidae
Product: protein kinase domain containing protein
Exons: 10
Coding region: 1-2349 (782 amino acids)
Biological process (GO): intracellular signal transduction; protein phosphorylation
Cellular component (GO): cytoplasm
Molecular function (GO): ATP binding; protein serine/threonine kinase activity
Source: RefSeq, a predicted model, not a curated record
AUGCAGAUGAACCAGGAGAACAGAGUCGAUGCAAGUGUGCCUUUGCCCGCAGGCUAUGAGCUGGAGCGAAGGCUUGGGGUGGGCAGCUUCGGCAGCAUAGUGGCCGUUGCACGCCAACCACCACAUCAUCACAAGGUGGCGGUGAAGACCAUCGACAAGCGCAGAUGGAAGGCCGACGACGUGUGUGGCGGCCUGUAUGCCAUCAAGCAGGAGGCACAAGCCCUGAAGGAACUCACCGCGCAUCCCAACAUCAUCGGCUUCAUCGACGCCGUGGAAACGGACGACUACUACCAUCUCAUAACGCAGCACAACACUGGAGGUGAUCUCUACGAGCACCUCUACGAGACGACCUACACGUUCACCGAAGAAGAUCUCAUGUCGGAGGACGAAUGGGGCGACGACAUGGACCAGAGCAUCACGCCACGCGGCGGGCGUACGCUGUUCCUCAACGAGCGCGAGCCGCCCAGUGAUGGGCUCGACAGCGCCAACAGCGACCACGACAAGCAGCGGGGCAUCAACAACAACCACGGGCCGAUGAUGGACGCCGUGCGCAGAAGAGAGCGCCAGGGCAUGCAACACCCGGGCGCAGUGCUGACCGAGAGUCCACGGGGACAGCAGCAGCAGCAGCAGCAGCACAUCGGCCAACGCUCGCCUCGGCGAGUGCUCGAAAUGAAGGAGUACGGCGGACGACUGAGCGACCAGGAGGCGCAGCCCCUGUUCCGGCAGCUCGUGCGCGCCCUCCAGUACUGUCACUCGCACGGCAUCGCACACCGCGAUCUCAAGCCCGAGAAUGUGUUCCUGGACGACAACCAGAGAGUGCUGCUGGCCGACUUUGGGCUUUGCAUGCACUUCACUCCCGAACAGCGAACUUUCGUUCCGUGCUGCGGCUCGAUGUUGUAUACCGCGCCCGAGGUCAUCAAGGAACAGCCCUACGUCGGACCGGAGAUCGAUAUUUGGGGGCUCGGCAUUCUGCUGUACGAAAUGCUGUGCGGCUGCACGCCGUUCCAGGCCGAUACGGACGAGGCGACGAGGCAGCGCAUUUUGAGCGGGGCGGUCACCUUCCCCGACCACCUCUCCUCACAAGCUCGCGCGCUCAUCAGCGGCAUGCUCCAGGUCGACCCGGCUCUGCGGCUCGAUCUAAACGCGAUCAAGAAGCAUCCGUGGAACCUCUCCGCCCCGCAGCUCGCCGCCACAUCCUACCUCUCCCCUCGAGGCCUCAUAUCGCCGCGCAUGCUGAUGCAUCGUAAUCGAGACUCGGCAGCGUCGGCAUCAUCGCCCAAGCCAUUUUCGCUGAACCUGAUGCCGGCGGCGCUGGCGCCCUCGCGCACCAUUCCGUCGCCGCGCUACGACACCACCUCGCCGCGCCGCAUGGCCGUGCCGCGCCCGCUCAUCAACCCCGACAACGCCGACUGCCUCAUCGCCAUCCCCGGCGGAGCCGACUGCGAGAUGCCCACCACCGCCGCCACGAGGCCUCGCCCUCCGUCGGCCUCACCAUCGUCGUCGCCGAGGGGACCCACGCCCGCGCAGCUGCGCGUUCGGCCCGCGCUUUGGCAUUCGCCGCAGCUCUGCUCGCCUGACCCCUCCCCCCGCGGCCCGGCGGGCCUGGGCCUGGGCCUGGGCCUGGUCUCGCCGCGCUCGUUCCUGUCGCCGUCGGCCUCGGCCUCGCUGCUGUCGCCGCGCUCGCGGCUAUCACCCGGAUCGCCGCGCGAGUCGUCGGCCGCGGCCAGCAAGAUCUACUACUCGCUCAUGACCAUGGAAGAGGAGCGCAGGUUGCCCCGGGGGCGAACGACGAGGGCGCCGCUGACCAGCGGUGCGGCGAACGGUGAUGGUGCAGCAGAAGGCGAGGAGAGCGACACCGAUGAAGACGAAGACGACAGCGACUACAGCGAAAGCGAAAGCGAAAACGAAAGCGAUGACGACAACUCCGACAACAAGAAGAACUCCGACACGAGCGACGAGAACGAAACGCGAAGCAGCAACCUCCGAGAAAGGCUCAAGAUCGGGCGGAUCGACUUGAGCGUGGUCCAGGCCUCUAAACCGAUUCCUUCGGUUGUGGUGGUGGCCGAGGAGGAGGGGACGGCUGACGUUCACAAGGCCGAGAAGAAGACGAAGCACCCGCAGGAGAACACCGACGGCAAGCCGGCCAAGAAGGAGCACAAGGAAGCAAGCGCGCCUCGCGACCAGACGAAGAAGAAGAAAAAGAAGAAGCCAACCAACAGCCGAGAGAGUUUCAAGGACCCCCGCGCGCCCAUCUACAGCGCACAGAGGGACAAGGUGACUGUCGUGGACUUUGUGAGCACCAUCCGUGCCAGCGGCAAGCAGCAGCCUUCAGCAGGGAAGCACCACUGA